Messenger RNA from Mangifera indica (mango), 1225 nucleotides. Its product is annotated as peptidyl-prolyl cis-trans isomerase FKBP16-1, chloroplastic-like. Gene Ontology annotation, molecular function: peptidyl-prolyl cis-trans isomerase activity. NCBI's taxonomy places the organism in Eukaryota, Viridiplantae, Streptophyta, Magnoliopsida, Sapindales, Anacardiaceae. The transcript is spliced from 8 exons. The coding region runs from base 513 to 1049 and encodes 178 amino acids. The record is from RefSeq and is a predicted model, not a curated record.
AUGAUACUUGUGUUGAAACGGUGAUUACUGAUGGGUAUAAAUAAGCUGACGUAUUAUGAUGUGAUUGAUUUAUCAAAUUGGUUAUGAUAGACCUCUGAUUGAGAGGGCGCACAAAUGUAAGCCUGGGUUAAGGAACGUGAGAACACACUUUGAUAUUCAGUCUGCACAGCUCAGUAGUGAAUGAGUUAGAAAAGUUAAUUAUGGAAAAGAAUAAGAAAGGGGUGUGUGAAAAGUGGGAGUGGGGAUUUUGUUUUGUUGGCUUGGUGCUAGGGAGUUCUCUGGCUUCUCGAAUUGUCGAAACUAUUUAUCUUUUCAUUUCAGUUUUGUUCACCAUACUCAUCUGGACAUAGCAGUGAAUGUAAAUAGGGAAUUAUCCUGCUGAGUUGGUAAACAGAAACCAGAUAAUUCUCUAUCAAUUGUCCUCUGUUGUGUGCUUUUCUUUUGCUGUGUCAGGCUGAAAGUGCAGUAGCAUAAAUAACAAGCAGCGACGCCUUGAUGUUUUAAAAAAGAGCAUGCAUGACAGAUUCUCUACACUAUCUGUGAAAAGAUUGCAGAGGAGGUUGCUUUUGCAGUUUAUUGGAUACAAUUCUGCACUAAUUGGAGUAAAUAAGCAUCCUGUUUUUGCUGCACCAUUGCCUGAGAUGAAGGAACCUGAAGUAAUUCGGACAUUAAAGCUCGCCAAUGGAGUAAAAUUUCAAGAUAUUGUUGAAGGCAAAGGACCAGAAGCUAGAGAAGGGGAUUUGGUUGAAGUCAAUUAUGUAUGCCGGCGCUCAAAUGGAUAUUUUGUUCAUAGCACGGUGGAUCAAUUCAGCGGUGAAAGUGCUCCUGUCAUACUUCCAUUAGAUGAGAAUAAGAUAAUAAAGGGUCUUAAGGAGGUUUUGCUUGGCAUGAAGGUUGGAGGAAAAAGAAGAGCAUUGAUACCACCUUCUGUGGGAUAUGUUAAUGCGAACUUAAAUCCUAUCCCUGAGGAGUUUGGCCCCCGGCGCAGUCUUUUGUCCCAUGCAAAUGAGCCUCUUAUAUUCGAGGUGCAACUGCUGAAAGUACUAUAAUUCAAUUUACAUUCAUGCAUCCGAAUUUGUUGAUAAAGACUGAUUUCUUUGUAACAUUUGAUUAAAUUUAUCGUACUCUCCCCGAUCAAAUGAACAAUCUUGUUGGUUCUUACAUAAGAUUUGUAUUCAAGACAUAUUUUUAAGUAGUGGUGAUAGAGGUCAUAUGAAUUUAGUAA